CGAAUAAUGUCAAACACACUGUUUAUUGUUAACAAGAGACUCAGAGUAUCCAGCCCUGUAGCUGUCAGACUUCCUCUAUUGAACGCAAAAAGUGCUGAUUUUGAGGACAGAAGAACUAAGAGGGCCCACAGAUACCAGAAGAGACAGCCCCUUCGGUCAAUUGGAAGGACUAAUAUUAAUGAGUUCUCCAAGAAUCUUAAUUGAAGAAAAGUCUAUAUUGCUCGACUGGUGAAUAAGUCUGAAUCUCAAGAUAAUGACACAUCAAGAAUUACUCAGAAGAACAAUUGGUUGCAAAAAUCACCGAUGAGCUUCUAUGACAAAAUCUCUUCCUCCGAACUAAUGAACUAUGAACUGAGCCUGAGAAUUCGUAAGCUGCUUAAGAAGAGAGGAUUCAAAUGACGCCUUACACAAAGACUCCUUAAGAAAGAAGGUUCAGGACCUAUCGGCCAAAAGGCAGUGCAAGCUGUUUAAAUAUCGAUUUCACCGUUAGAGAAAUAGCUUAAGACAUGAGUUAUAAAUUGUGAGGCUAAAUUACACCGGAAAAUAGGAGGGUGGUGAAAAUGAAGGUGACUUUGAAAUUCUUCAAAUUUCGCUGAAUUUUCAGAAUACGAGACAUGUACCCUAUCCUUACUUGGCCUGAUAAGCAUGAAAGAGACCUAUACUAUGGUUUAUGAGGCUAAGCAGAUUGAUAAUCUCACAUUUAAGCUAAUUUCUUACAAUAAAUACGAAUAAGUGU
Moneuplotes crassus is the source of this 736-nucleotide messenger RNA. Lineage: Eukaryota; Ciliophora; Spirotrichea; Euplotida; Euplotidae. The record is from the annotation of a GenBank genome assembly.